Molecule: messenger RNA, 1768 nt
Organism: Ilex paraguariensis (yerba mate)
Lineage: Eukaryota; Viridiplantae; Streptophyta; Magnoliopsida; Aquifoliales; Aquifoliaceae
Source: the annotation of a GenBank genome assembly
UUGAACCUAUAAAUUUGAGAAAGCACAACUUCAGAUUUCAUCUGUUUUUAUUUUAAUACAAAACCCCAAAAAUCACCGACACACACAACCCAGGACCCAGCUUCCCCUCUCUCUCCACACUCUGCUCUCUUGCUCUCUCAACCAGUUGCGUUUCUCUCCAGAUAUUCUCUUCUCUGCCAUAGCUCACCCCAUCAACGGCCGGCCCACCGGCGACGACCACUCAACCCAGACUUACAGAUUCCAGUAGGGUGAGUGACUUAAAUCUGCAUCUUCUACAUCUGCCAAUGGAUCUGAACUCCAUUCUCAACGCCCUAGUUCCUUCGUGGAACUCGGUUGUUACAGUAUUGUCAUUCUGUAUCUACUUGGCAAUUGCUGGAUCUAUUCUACCUGGAAAGGCUGUUCCGGGAGUGACCUUAUCAGACGGGUCUCGACUCCAUUAUCACUGCAAUGGUUUGUUAUCGCUUCUUUUGCUGGUUGUGCUACUCGGCAUUGGGGUUCGGAUGGAUUUCGUAUCACCCACUGUGAUAUCUGACCGAGGACUUGAGCUCUUGUCAACAACUUUCAUAUUCAGCUUUCUUGUGACAUUGGUUCUUUAUGUUGCUGGUAAAAAAUCACAUGAUCCGAGUUCAUCUUUGAAGCCUCAUUUCACAGGAAAUCUAAUCCAUGACUGGUGGUUUGGGAUACAGCUGAAUCCUCAAUUCAUGGGCAUUGACCUCAAAUUCUUCUUCGUUAGAGCUGGAAUGAUGGGAUGGCUACUUAUCAAUCUUUCAGUGCUUGCAAGAUGUAUCCAAGAGGCCAACUUAAGCCAAUCAAUGAUCCUAUACCAGCUUUUCUGCAUGUUAUAUAUACUGGACUACUUCUAUUAUGAGGCAUACAUGACAUCCACAUGGGACAUAAUUGCUGAAAAAUUGGGAUUCAUGCUGGUAUUUGGAGAUCUAGUGUGGAUUCCUUUCGCCUUUAGUAUUCAGGGUUGGUGGCUUUUGAGUAACCAGGUAGAGCUAACAACAGCCGCUGUUAUUGCAAAUUGCAUUGUAUUUUUGAUAGGGUAUAAGGUAUUUAGAGGAGCUAACAAGCAGAAGCAUGUGUUCAAAAAGAACCCCAAAGCACCAAUAUGGGGUAGGCCUCCCAAAGUUAUUGGGGGGAAAUUGCUUGCUUCUGGUUAUUGGGGCAUUGCAAGACACUCUAAUUACCUUGGGGAUUUGUUAAUAGCGUUGUCCUUUAGUUUACCUUGUGGGAUAAGGUAAUAUCAUGUGCUCUAUUUUUAAUCCUGAUACAGUUUUUGACAUGGGUUUUUGAAUUUGAAAUAAUUUUCAACUUUGUAGUUCCCCUGUUCCAUACUUCUACCCGAUAUAUCUUCUUAUAUUAUUGAUAUGGAGAGAAAGAAGAGAUGAAAUCCGGUGUGCAGAGAAGUACAGAGAAGUGUGGGCAGAAUACUGUAAACUUGUUCCGUGGAGGAUAUUGCCAUAUGUUUAUUAGCAUUAAGCACCUGUAUUCUUUUAAUGUUGUCAAGUGUUGGUGGUUACAGAAUAUUCGGUUGGCGUGUAUGUUGGUAGACAGAUACUAGGUUCUGGAUGAGAACUGUAGCUACCAAAGAAUUUUGUAUUCAACCAUUUACAAUAUAUGCUGGUGUACUGUUAUGAUGGAAUUUUCCAAACUUAAAACAAAAAAUUUCUUUUUCAUUUGGGUUGGUUAGUUCUGAGUUAAAACAUUCAGUCUAUGGGCUGGCUUAGGCCCACACUAUAUAAUUAUAUUGUAUUUUUGUUGUGCA